AUGGCCGCCCAAGAGGAGAAGAGAGAGAGCUUGUGGAGCCAAAUGGCUCUCGAAGUCCAGAAUGGCACCCAAGCCAUUCGCUUCGCUGAGGGCCGCAGCUUCGGUGCUCAUCGCAGCGUCGCCGGCGAGCUGGUCUUCCAGACUGGUAUGGUCGGCUACCCAGAAUCUAUCACUGACCCUUCAUACCGAGGCCAGAUCCUCGUCAUCACAUUUCCACUUGUCGGCAACUACGGUGUGCCUUCGCGGGAAGACAGAGAUGCCAUCCUGCAAGAUCUGCCCGCUCACUUCGAGGCCAAGGAGAUUCACAUCGCAGGUCUGGUCGUGGCCUCGUACGCUGGAGAAGGAGAGGACUACUCCCACCACCUUGCCACCUCUUCACUCGGAGACUGGCUGAAAGAGCAGAAUGUGCCCGCCAUUUGCGGUGUCGAUACACGAGCCCUGACCAAGAAGAUCAGAGAGCAGGGAAGCAUGCUGGGCCGACUGCUCAUGCAGACGGGCACCAAGACAUUGACGAAUGGCGCAGUAUCCGCCAGCGGCUUUGCAACACCCAGUGGCACUACAGCACCAUCCACACCAGGUCUGUCGAACCUCCACGCUGUUAACGACGCGUUGGUGCCAAAUGGCCAGAACGGCGCCAAUGGCGCCAAUGGAUACUUUGGCAGAUCCCAAGAGGUGGCAGUCUACGAAGAGAUCGACUUUUACAACCCAAACACCAGAAACUUGGUGGCCGACGUAUCAACAUCACAACCAAAGAUCUAUUCUCCAAGUGCGUCCAAUGCGUUGCGUCAUCCGUCAGGUCGUCCCGUGCGUGUUCUCGUCGUCGAUGUUGGUCUCAAGUACAACCAGCUGCGCUGCUUGGUGACAAGAGGUGUUGAGGCGGAGGUUGUGCCAUGGGAUUACGACUUCCCUUCGCUGGCUGGAAAAGAGUACGACGGUCUCUUCAUCUCGAACGGUCCUGGUGACCCAGCGAUGAUGCAGAACACGGUCAAGAACAUUCAGAAGACAAUCGAGGAAGCGCGAGUGCCAAUCUUCGGUAUCUGCUUGGGACACCAACUUCUUGCCCGCGCAGCAGGUGCAGACACCCUGAAGAUGAAGUUCGGUAACCGCGGACACAACAUCCCAGCGACCAACUUGCUCUCUGGGAAGUGCUACAUCACAUCGCAGAACCACGGUUAUGCAGUCAACGCAGAGACUCUGCCUCAAGGCUGGAGCGAGCUUUUCGUCAACGCCAACGAUGGCAGCAACGAGGGUAUACGUGCACACAACCGACCAUACUUCAGUGUGCAGUUCCACCCAGAGAGUGCACCAGGUCCACGCGACACCGAGUUCCUGUUCGACGUGUUCAUCAACACAAUCACGGACGUCCUCAAGGACAGCAAGCACAUGCAGCAGCCUGUUGCAUUCCCAGGUGGAGAUGCCGCCGAAAACGCAGCCCUCAAGCCAAAGCUCAGCCCGAAGAAGGUGCUUGUGCUUGGAAGCGGUGGCCUCAGCAUUGGCCAGGCUGGAGAAUUCGACUACUCUGGAAGUCAAGCCAUCAAGGCACUCAAAGAGGAGGGCAUCUACACCAUUCUCAUCAACCCGAACAUUGCUACUAUCCAGACUUCGAAGGGACUUGCAGACAAGGUGUACUUCCUGCCCGUCAACGCCGACUUCGUGCGCAAGGUCAUCAAGCAAGAGCGACCAGAUGCCAUCUACUGCACGUUCGGUGGUCAGACUGCCCUCCAAGUCGGUAUCCAGUUGAAGGACGAGUUCGAAGGUCUCGGCGUCAAGGUUCUCGGUACGCCGAUCGAUACUAUCAUCACUACUGAGGACCGUGAGCUCUUCGCACGAAGCAUGGACUCGAUUGGUGCCCCAUGCGCCAACUCCAAGUCUGCAAACAAUAUGCAGGAAGCGCUUGACGCUGUCGAGGGUAUCGGCUACCCAGUUAUUGUCCGCGCUGCAUAUGCCCUUGGUGGUCUUGGCAGUGGUUUCGCCUCUAACAAGGAAGAGCUUGUCGAUCUCUGCCACAAGGCAUUCGCUGCCAGCCCACAGGUGCUUGUCGAGCGCAGUAUGAAAGGCUGGAAGGAGAUCGAAUACGAAGUCGUCCGUGAUGCACAAGACAACUGCAUCACAGUGUGCAACAUGGAGAACUUCGAUCCUCUCGGCAUUCAUACUGGUGACUCGAUUGUCGUUGCACCGUCGCAGACACUGUCAGAUGAGGACUACAACAUGCUGCGGACGACGGCAGUGCGCGUCAUUCGCCACUUGGGUGUGGUCGGCGAGUGCAACAUCCAGUAUGCACUCAACCCAGACAGCAGGGAGUACUGCAUCAUCGAAGUCAACGCACGUCUUUCCAGAUCCUCGGCGCUGGCGUCGAAGGCUACUGGUUACCCACUCGCAUUCAUUGCCGCCAAGCUGGGUCUGAACAUCCCACUUAACGAGAUCAAGAACACAGUCACCAAGAAGACAGUGGCCUGCUUCGAGCCAUCUCUCGACUACGUCGUUGUCAAGAUCCCACGCUGGGAUCUCAAGAAGUUCACCCGAGUCUCCACCCUCCUCGGCUCCUCCAUGAAAAGUGUCGGCGAAGUCAUGGCCAUCGGUCGCUCCUUCGAAGAAGCAAUCCAAAAAGCCAUCCGAUCCGUCGACCCAAGCAACGACGGCUUCAGCGAGCGUCCCGCCCUCAUGUCCAUCGACAUCGACACCGAGCUCCAAACCCCGUCCGACCAGCGCAUGUUCGCCCUCGCCAACGCUAUGCAUAGCGGCUACUCGGUCGAGAAAAUCUGGGAAUUGACCAAGAUCGACAAGUGGUUUCUCCGCAAGCUUAAGGGGCUCAGCAACUUUGCUAAGGAGAUGACGACGUAUGAUGUUGAUAGCAUUACGCCGGUGCUCUUCAGGCGUGCGAAGGAGCUGGGAUUCUCGGAUAAGCAGCUGGCGACUUUCUGGAGCAGUAAUGAGCCCCAUGUCAGACGUGCUAGGCUGGAGCACAAGAUUAUGCCCGUGGUGAAGCAGAUCGAUACCGUUGCGGCGGAGUUCCCGGCGUAUACUAACUACCUCUACACGACAUACAACGGCACAGAGCAUGAUGUUGACUUCAACGAUCGUGGUGUCAUGGUCCUCGGCUCUGGCGUCUACCGGAUCGGUUCGUCCGUUGAGUUCGACUGGUGUUCGGUACGCGCUGUUCGCACGCUUCGAGCCAAUGGGUACAAGACUGUCAUGGUGAACUACAAUCCCGAGACUGUGUCCACCGACUACGACGAGGCCGAUCGUCUUUACUUCGAGAAUAUCACUUUGGAAACCGGCAAGUAUAAGGUCUGA
Molecule: messenger RNA, 3294 nt
Organism: Fulvia fulva
Lineage: Eukaryota; Fungi; Ascomycota; Dothideomycetes; Mycosphaerellales; Mycosphaerellaceae
Exons: 5
Coding region: 1-3294 (1097 amino acids)
Biological process (GO): 'de novo' pyrimidine nucleobase biosynthetic process; L-glutamine metabolic process; L-citrulline biosynthetic process
Cellular component (GO): cytosol; cytoplasm
Molecular function (GO): carbamoyl-phosphate synthase (glutamine-hydrolyzing) activity; dihydroorotase activity; metal ion binding
Source: RefSeq, a predicted model, not a curated record